Messenger RNA from Clonostachys rhizophaga, 831 nucleotides. The record is from the annotation of a GenBank genome assembly. Lineage: Eukaryota; Fungi; Ascomycota; Sordariomycetes; Hypocreales; Bionectriaceae.
AUGCUCGCUUCCCGGAAUACCCUCAAGACAAGAACUGCCGCCGGGCAGCUCUGCAAGGCCCUUGGCAUACGACUCGUCACAAACCCUCAAGUAGUGCAGCUAGCCACGAACGCAGGCUUCGAUAGUCUGUUCAUUGAUUUGGAACAUUCCACGUUUUCUCUCGAUGACGCUGGCAAACUAUGUGGUGCUGGACUUGCUCUCGGCAUAACGCCUUUUGUACGAGUGCCACACCAAUGCGGCAAUGGAUACAUCCAGAAAGUCCUCGACGCUGGUGCUAUGGGAAUAAUAUUUCCUCAUAUACAGAACGCAGAUGAAGCAAAGGCCGCCGUGGCUAUCUCGAAAUACCCUCCCCAAGGCUGUCGUUCAAUCACUGGCCAACUGCCAGCCUUGUCUCUCAAAUCAUUUCCUCAACCUGACGUGAUCCGUGAGACUAAUGAGCACGCAUCAUCAGUAUUUGUUAUGAUAGAGAACGAGGGAGCGGUGGAAAGAGUAGAAGAGAUCGCCGCCGUAGAAGGAGUCGAUGUCAUAUUGAUUGGAUCCAAUGACUUGGCUAUCGAGCUCGGUGCUCCUGCUGAUUUUGGCAGCGACAAAUUCCGCCAGGCUUUGACACGUGUAAGCAAAGCAUGCAAGAAGAAUGGGAAGGUUAUGGGUCUUGCAGGUAUCUAUAACACGCCAGAUAUUCAUGAUUGGGCCAUUCAUACGUUGGAUGUGCGUUUCAUGUUAUGCCAGCAAGAUUCAGGCUUGAUCGCAGGCGCUGCUACGGAAUGUCGGGCUGCCAUAGAAAGUGUUGAGAACACUCCUUUGCCAAAUUACACGAAUGGAUCAACUUAG